Kwoniella shivajii is the source of this 1206-nucleotide messenger RNA. RefSeq lists its product as uncharacterized. The coding region runs from base 1 to 1206 and encodes 401 amino acids. The transcript has 5 exons. The record is from RefSeq and is a predicted model, not a curated record. Lineage: Eukaryota; Fungi; Basidiomycota; Tremellomycetes; Tremellales; Cryptococcaceae.
AUGCUCGACGCUAUCAUCAAUCAGCUGCCUUCGGGCUUGGUGGAAAGUGUAAAAACGAUGAUAUCGAAAUUAACGAUGAACUCUUCCACCCCUUUAUUACCUUUCAUUCCUAAGCCUGUCAAAGCGCUUUUACUCCUACUUUUCAUAUUUCAUUCACCUUCAUGGCCUUUCACAUGGCAUAUUAGAGUAUGGUAUUGGGGUAUCAAAGCUUAUUAUCUAGCAUACAAGAAAGGUAGAUCAAAGUAUCUGAAAGAUUGGAAAGUUCAAUCAGAUCAAAAAGGAGGUAUAAAAGAUUUGAGAACUAGAAUAAAUAGAAUCGCUUGGGUCGAUGAUUGUGAUUAUAAUCUACAUCUGAGUAACUCAGCAUACGCCAAGAACUCUGAUGCGUUAAAGAUGAAAUGGUGUAUAGAAGCUCUAUCACCUCUUUUCACUCCAGGCGCUCAUAUGGCUUUAGGAGCUACCCAUUACAAUUUCUUCAAGGAGAUCCCAUUAGGAGCAGAAUACGUCAUGGAGGCUAGAUGUGCUGGAUGGGAUGACAAGUGGUUUUAUGUGGUCAUUGAAUUCAUCCUCUAUCCACAAAAGUCCAAAUCAUCGUCAAAAUCAGCUUCAAAAUCGAAGUCAACUGCUAAAACGGUAAAAGCUACAGCUCAAGAUACAAUAACAACAGCUGUGGAGAAAGCCUCAAAUUCAAUUUCAUCCACUACGACUACCACUUCAACCACUUCUGAUUCCACCGCUUCCUCAUCUUCUCCCUUGGUACCGUCGAUAUCUGAUCCACCAACACGUUCCACUUCUCCCAAUCCACCUUCCAACGGUACAUCCACGCCUACGACGAUGAAUAAAGUGGAAGAGAUGAAACGAGCUUGGGCGGCUAGAAGGGGACAGAGAUCAGAUGGUGGAAUUGUAUGUUGUACUACCAUUAGUGAAUAUUGCUUCAAGAUGGGUAGAGUGACUAUCCCUCCUCGAAUCGGUCUAUGGUUAUCACUUCAAUCACCUGAGAAACCCGACCAAGAUCGAGCGAGAAAGAUAGUCAUGUCUAAAGAUGGAGGAAGGACGUUUUUGAGAGGAGGAUGGAAAGAUGAACCUGAUGCUGCUACUCUGGGCGCUGACAUUGGUUUGGAUGAAGGACAGGAUCAGGAUGCAAGUUGGGUAGGGAAGGGUAGAGAAGGGAUGGAAAAGGUAGUUGAGGGUAUGAGCGUUUUUUAA